Dictyostelium discoideum AX4 is the source of this 159-nucleotide messenger RNA. RefSeq lists its product as hypothetical. Lineage: Eukaryota; Evosea; Eumycetozoa; Dictyosteliales; Dictyosteliaceae. The record is from RefSeq and is a predicted model, not a curated record. The coding region runs from base 1 to 159 and encodes 52 amino acids. The transcript has a single exon.
AUGGUAAACAAUGAUGCAAAAAUUGGUAGAAGAGAAUUCUAUGAUAGAGUAGAAUCGGUCAGACCAAAAUCUCCACCACGUGAACGUCCAACAUACACUUAUUCAAACAGCCGUACAGUCGACGGUUAUUCAAAUCGUGGCCCAAGAGCUGAUUUCUAA